Etheostoma cragini (Arkansas darter) is the source of this 2826-nucleotide messenger RNA. RefSeq names its product outer dense fiber protein 2-like. The record is from RefSeq and is a predicted model, not a curated record. The transcript has 17 exons. Gene Ontology annotation, cellular component: centrosome. The coding region runs from base 461 to 2677 and encodes 738 amino acids. NCBI's taxonomy places the organism in Eukaryota, Metazoa, Chordata, Actinopteri, Perciformes, Percidae. Gene Ontology annotation, biological process: regulation of cilium assembly.
AUCCUGGGAUUUUUGUUUUAGCUGAACCGUACCACCAUUUUGGAUUGUAUUUCAAGCUCUUUGGAAUUUUGUUUAAUAUGUUUUAUAAGAAAGAGUGAGAAUAAUACAAAACAGAUUGUUGAUUAAAAUAUUAGAUAGUAGUUAUAGGAAGAUGUGUUUUAACAGUUUAAACAUCAUCCGUUACUUUCAGGGGUUACCACGGACAACGCUUAUCGUAAACGUGACCCCACCAAUCACAGAGCGAGAUAUUCCAAACAAGCCAAUCAGAGCGGUCGUUUGUCCAUCCAAACAACCGUCCUUUCCACAACCUGAAACAAACAUCGAGAUUUUUCCUGAAAACAUGAUGCUAAUUUAGCACGGUAGUAGUUAAAUUUCAUUUCAUUUUUUUAAAACAUUAGUUUGUUUGGGUUUUAGUUGAUCCCAAAUGCAGUCUGAAUGGUGUGAGUAACGUCUCGAAAGAAUGAAUACCCGGGAUUCACCGCCGCCACCGGUUCACGUCCAUGUACCGGAGACCACACCUGUACAUGUUCAUAUGAGGAGGAGUCCCAGCAAGACCCCACAGAAUAGGGCACAAGAGGCCCACAUGAGGGGAAAUGAAGGGAGGCCAAAGGUCCGGACGCCGUGGAUUCCUCCAGGAAGACUGUCCUGCAGAAGAGAUAGAAGCAGACUGGAGCCCCGAACAGAACGUGGAUUCAGACAACAGCGUGAUGAAGAAGGGCAGGAAGAAGAGCUCGCUGCAGUAUCCAAAAACCUCAGUUUCCUCCUCAGAGAGCAAGAGAGCAUUCGUCAUUUAAAGAAGUCGGAGUCUAGUGGUCAACACAGAGAGAUAGACGUGCUCCUGAGGGCGCUUGUAGAAGCAGAAAUCGAUGGCGUAGCAGUAGCCAAUCAGCUGGCCGCUCUGAAGGAAACUAUGGAUAGCCUCGCUAAGGACAAGCGGCUAUCAAAAUUGCACACAGCUUCGCUGGGACGGCAGCAGGAGUUGUUGCUAGAGAAGAUUGAGAUGUUUGACAACACGAAUCGCAGCCUUCGAGAGCUGCUCAGAGAAUGGAGUGAAUACGAGAGAGAAUCAUUGGUGUGGUCAGAACAGAAAAACGCCUUGAAGAAGAGAUUGACUGACAGCGAAGCAGAGAACAUUCGACUAAUGGCCAAACUCACCAACAAGGAGAAAGAGGCUUUUAAGCUUGCUGAGCAUUUGGACUAUGAAAAGGACAACGUGAAGACGACGGAGGAGCUUUCAAGAGUCCUGCAGUCGACCCACGGCCAUCUGGAAUCGGAGUUGAACAGAGCAGAAGCUGAAAAGGUCCAUCUGGCUGCUCAGAUUCAGAAGAUGCAGCAGAGCCACGAGCAGCAGCAGCAGGAGCUGCAGGCUCUACAGAAGGAGCUGCAGACUCUGAGGCAGCGGAGGGAGGAGGAGGAGGAGAAAGGGCGGCAAGACCAGGAGGCCCUGGCCCUGCUUACCCAGCAGGCCGAGCGAGCUGAAGAGUCCUCCAGGCAGCUCGCUGCAAAACUGCAGGAGAAGGAAUCCCAGUUGGCUCAAGCCCUGUCCACAUCCAGUGACUGGUGCUUCCGCCACUCUAAAGAGGCAGCCGCUAAAGCACAGCUGGAACAGGACAUUUCUGCUCUCAAAAUUGAGCUGACGGAGCUGAACUCUCAGCGACAUACGGCGGAGGAGAGGAGUCUGACGGAGAGGGAGGAGCUCAGGGAUCAGAUUCAUCACCUCAGCGCUGAGAACACCUCCAUCAAGCUGGACAACCAAAGACUCACGGGUCAGCGGACAUCAUCUGAGGAGAAGCUCAGCAGUCUGCAGGCUGAAGCCCGUCGGCUGAAAUCGUCAUUAAAAAAGCACGAAAACCUGAUAGAUAAAUACAAGAAGAAGCUCCAGCAAGUUCGUCUGGAAUCGGAGGAGUGCUGCCUGAAGCUGGAGAUGACGCAGAAGGAGGCGCGGGAGGUGAAGGUGAGCCUGGAGAGGGAGACGGAGCAGGUGAGGAGGGAGCUGCUGGGCCGGCUCAGAGAGCUGGAGACCCUGCCCGACAGACUGAGGAGGACCGAGCAGCAGCUCAGAGACGCCGAGCAGGAGGCCGACGCCCACGAGAGGAGGAACAUGGAGCACAGCUCCGCCCUCUCUGAAGUCCGACACAAGGUGGAACAGCAAGGCACUCAGCUGGAGACGUUCCAGCAGAGGAACCUGCUGCUGCAGGAGGAGAACAACGUUCUCAAAGAGAAGAUUCAAAACUUCGAGAGGAGGCUGGAGGACGUGAUGGUCGAAAACAAAGACAUGUCCCAGGCUCUCUCCUUAAAGGACGCCGGUAUCCGCAGCAUUCAGCAGCAGCUGGAGGAAAAGACCCGCGAGUGCAGCGUCCUGUCCAGACAGCUGCAACAAACUCUGGAUGACGCACACAGACAGGUGGACACCAGCAUGCAGAGGGUUUUGGCCAAAGAGAGGGCGGCUCAGUCUAAAGCCUUGGACCUGCAGAGCCAGCUCGACCGAGCCAAAACAGAGCAGAGUCAGCUACGGCGAAGCAAGGAGGAGAUGGAGCAUCGUUUCCAGAGUCAGCUGCAGAACAUGAAGGACAGACUGGAGCAGUCGGACUCUACAAACCGUAGUCUGCAGAACUAUGUUCAUUUUCUCAAAACCUCUUAUGGAAACGUGUUUGGUGACUCUUUGCUUGCAAGCUGACUGCAAAAAAAACUGACCACCAUCCAUUCCCAAAAUUGUGGGAUUUUGUGGUAGACCAAAAUGACAUUUAUUGACUACUAUUUUUGACUUGAGAGUUUUAUACUAUCUAUAAAAUGAUAAAAAUGUUUUAAAAUGGAAUGCUCACAUUA